Molecule: messenger RNA, 673 nt
Organism: Diabrotica virgifera virgifera (western corn rootworm)
Lineage: Eukaryota; Metazoa; Arthropoda; Insecta; Coleoptera; Chrysomelidae
Exons: 4
Coding region: 45-554 (169 amino acids)
Source: RefSeq, a predicted model, not a curated record
AGUAAAAACUGUCAAAAUAAAUUAACUUUUACAAAUACCUGCUGAUGCUAAAAGACAUUAAAACGAAAAUGAACAAACUAUACAACUUUUCUUUUGUUGGUGAUUUUCCCAUGUUUGACUCGUCAGAUCCUGGUAAAUCUAUAUUUGCCCUAGAAAACAAUGAUUUACAAUCUCUAUCUCAUGAAAUAUAUUUUUCUCCUGAUGAUCACUGCAGAGCUGGAUGUGGCCUUAAAGAUAAUUAUAAAGGAAAUAAUGAUAUCCAGUCCCUAUUUGAUGAGAUAUAUUUUUCUUCUGACGAGUAUUUCACGACCAUUGGCGGCAUGAAGAUAUAUUGCAAAGGUAAAAUAGUAGCAGAUACCCUACCCAUGAAUGUUAGCGACAGAAAGCCCGAGAAAGUACCGAAAUCGUCAGAUUCCAUUUUUGAGGAAAGUGAAGUUAUAAAUUUAUACUAUUCGAAUGAAAAUCCACUCAAGGAAAGAAAAGGCAAAUAUUCGUGUAAGAUUGGAAAGGAAAACAAACACGGCAAAAGAAGGAGAAACACGCGAUCAAAUUAAACUCGCUUUCGGACGUAGUGUUUAUUUUGUGUUUUUUUAUUUAUUCGUGUAUUUGAUAUUGUUUGAUUUGUAUAUAUUUUGGUUUCAGUAAAUUAUAUUUGUAGUCUAAAAGUCUAAAA